GCCGGCCCCGCACUGCUGAGGAGCGGAGCCUCCGCCCGAGGGGACCCCCAUCCCUGGCUGUCCCCCAAUUGCGCGUCCCUGCCCCACCCCCGCGGCCGAGCCACCACUGGUGUGGCGGUCUCCGCUUGGCGGAGGAGCCUUGAGCGGCCACCCGGUCCCUUUCCACAGGCUCUUUGCAUCUUGGAUUUCGGGGCAGCCCCCUCCCCCACCCCUCCCUCGCCUCCUUGCACCCCUAUUUUUCCUGCGUCUCGCUCGGCUUUUGCAGCCGUCUAUUUUUGCAUCCCUUUUCAUUUUGUUUCUAGAAGGUUGAGGGGGGGGUGAGGCUGCAUCGCACCCCUUCCUCUUUCUAACCUCCGCUGCUCUGACAGCCCCCUUUUCAUCGCAGGUGUGGGGGGGGUCUAGGAUCGGUGCAUCCUACGCCGCGCUGCCAGCGCCCCGCAGCGCGUGGCCGUGCACCCCGGAAUUUGCAGCGGCUGCCCAUCCGAGGAGGGUCUCCCUCGCCCCCGCCGCCUUUGCUCCCCGCGCGUUCCGGAGCGUGGCGGGGCUUCCGCGCGCCGCACCCCAGCUUCUCCGCAGCCCCCCGCCCCGCGCGGGACUCGCCCCCCACCGCCAAGAUGGUCAUCCAGAAGGAGAAGAAGAGCUGCGGGCAGGUGGUUGAGGAGUGGAAGGAGUUCGUGUGGAACCCGAGGACGCACCAGUUCAUGGGCCGCACCGGGACCAGCUGGGCCUUUAUCCUCCUCUUCUACCUCGUCUUCUAUGGCUUCCUCACGGCCAUGUUCACCCUCACCAUGUGGGUCAUGCUGCAGACGGUCUCCGACCAUACCCCCAAGUACCAGGACCGACUGGCCACACCGGGUUUGAUGAUUCGCCCCAAGACUGAGAAUCUUGAUGUCAUUGUCAAUGUCAGUGAUGCUGAAAGCUGGGACCAACACGUUCAGAAGCUCAACAAGUUCUUGGAGCCUUACAACGAUUCCAUCCAAGCCCAAAAGAAUGAUGUCUGCCGCCCUGGGCGCUAUUACGAACAGCCAGAUAACGGGGUCCUCAACUACCCGAAGCGUGCCUGCCAGUUCAACCGAACCCAGCUGGGCGACUGCUCUGGCAUCGGGGACCCGACCCACUAUGGUUACAGCACCGGGCAGCCCUGUGUCUUCAUCAAGAUGAACCGGGUCAUCAACUUCUACGCGGGAGCAAAUCAGAGCAUGAACGUUACCUGUGUGGGGAAGCGAGAUGAAGAUGCUGAGAAUCUCGGCAACUUCGUCAUGUUCCCCGCCAACGGCAGCAUCGACCUCAUGUACUUCCCCUACUAUGGCAAAAAGUUCCACGUGAACUACACGCAGCCCCUGGUGGCCGUGAAGUUCCUGAACGUGACCCCCAAUGUGGAGGUGAACGUAGAAUGCCGUAUCAAUGCCGCCAACAUCGCCACGGACGAUGAGCGAGACAAGUUUGCGGGCCGCGUGGCCUUCAAACUCCGCAUCAACAAAACCUGAGGCCCCUUCCUCCUGCCCCCACCUCUUUCCUAUGGAUGCUUCUGGAAUGUCCCUGACCCUUCCUGAUCCCUCCCUCACCCGCCCCAAAGGUAUUUUUUAUAACAGAGCUAUGACUUGUUUGAGCCUCACGCCCCUUUUCUUUCCUUGUGACCCCAGCCUGAAGGCCAAUGUGAUUCCCUGCCUUCCCACGGUCUCCGCCCUCUCCUCCCCUCCCCUCCCCUCCCCUCCCCUCCUUUCUCCUCCUCUCCGGAUUCCGGAUUCCGGCUUAGUCAGAGGCAGGGAGGCAGGAACCCAGGAAGGCCUGCUGGCAGAGGAGUUAGGGACUGUUCUGGUUCUGGUUCACUUGUUGAGUGUGGUGUCGCCACCCUUGCUGUCCCCGGAGAGCAAUAGAAAAUGCCUGCCCGCCCGCCUUCACACCUGCCCACCCUUGCAGCCGCCUUCCCCUCCACCCCCCACCUUCUCACCUUCCCACCUGCACACCUAGCUUUGCAUCUGCCUUCACACCCCACACCCACCGUCUAACCCUCCCGCCUUCACACCUGCCUUCACACUCAUCCACCUCCCCUGCCCCCCAUCUCAUUUCACCCCUGGUUUGCAGACACCUUCCUCUGUCUCUCCCAAGCUUUCUGCCUCAUGGACACAGUCACUAUCUCGUCGAUGGCUUUUGACUUACCCGGCUCCUCCAGCAUUGGCGGUGUGUCCCCACCCCCCUCCAUCCCCCUUCCUGCCUCUGAAAGACAGCUGUUUGAAACUGAGGACGAGGGGGCUCUGGCCUUUUCCCUGUCUUCCGGCACAUUUUCCUUCUCACCCUGUGGUGACUGGCGCGAGCUGGGAAGGAGGGUCUGGAAGAGGAGUCCCGGUUGGUUCUUCUUGAAAGUUCUCUUCCUGUCAUCCACACAGGCACUCCUCGGAGGGAUGGGGUUGACCUAGGCUGAACAUCCACUUUGCUUUUUGCCGCCGACGGCGCACUGCUUCCCUGUUUGUUUUCCCAGAAUAUCCUUCAAGUUCCACUUGCCCGGAGCGCUGGGGGAGGGCAGCCAUUUUGGCUGGGUCCCCAGUGGCCACCUUGGAAACAGCUGGCUCUGGGACUAUUUCACCUCCUUCCCCUGGGCCCGGAGGCCCCCCCCCCCCCCCCCCGCCUUUGGCUUCUUGUAGCACGUUGUCCACUAAUCACUAACUCCCUCCCUCUCCUCCGCAUGUCAGCCUAAACGCUGCAAGCAGCCCCCCAGUCUAGGCUCUGAAUUUUUGGCCCCAUCUCCUUCGGGACCCCUUGGUGUUUUUUAAAUGACCCCAUAGUGCCCAUAGAAUGUUACAUGAGGGGCCUCUGGUGUUCUUGAGUGUGAGUGCCCUUCCUUUCUGCCCUCUCUAACUCCCCAUUUCUUUUCUGACACUGCAGUCUCCCCACACCCCCCCUCAUCUGGACCCUCCCCUCCUUCCCUCUCUCUCUGGAUCUGAGUCUCUCUCCUUGGGGUCCCCAUGUUCUCCUGCAUCCCCCUCGCUCCAGUGGUCUCUCUCUGCAGUUAUUUAAUGCCUGUGUCAGAUCUACUGUAAAAAGAAGAUAAAGUACAAUAAAAUAAGAGCAAUUAUAUAUAUAAAUAUAUAUCACACAUGGA
Messenger RNA from Suricata suricatta (meerkat), 3100 nucleotides. It is a transcript of the gene ATP1B2, whose product is annotated as ATPase Na+/K+ transporting subunit beta 2. The record is from RefSeq and is a predicted model, not a curated record. Gene Ontology annotation, cellular component: sodium:potassium-exchanging ATPase complex. The coding region runs from base 615 to 1487 and encodes 290 amino acids. NCBI's taxonomy places the organism in Eukaryota, Metazoa, Chordata, Mammalia, Carnivora, Herpestidae. Gene Ontology annotation, molecular function: ATPase activator activity. Gene Ontology annotation, biological process: sodium ion export across plasma membrane; intracellular potassium ion homeostasis; intracellular sodium ion homeostasis. The transcript is spliced from 7 exons.